Gopherus flavomarginatus (Mexican gopher tortoise) is the source of this 2949-nucleotide messenger RNA. RefSeq names its product G protein subunit alpha L (gene GNAL). NCBI's taxonomy places the organism in Eukaryota, Metazoa, Chordata, Testudines, Testudinidae. The coding region runs from base 344 to 1813 and encodes 489 amino acids. The transcript is spliced from 12 exons. Gene Ontology annotation, biological process: adenylate cyclase-modulating G protein-coupled receptor signaling pathway. Gene Ontology annotation, molecular function: GTPase activity; G-protein beta/gamma-subunit complex binding; GTP binding. The record is from RefSeq and is a predicted model, not a curated record. Gene Ontology annotation, cellular component: heterotrimeric G-protein complex.
GGGGGCUGUGACGUGCGAGGGGAUAGCUGUCAGGCUCUGUGGGAGGGGAUGGCUGUGAGCCUGUCAGUGUGGGCCGAGGGCCUCCCCUCCCCGCCGCUCUGUGCCUGCGCGGUGGGCUUGCGCUGGGGUAUUUACGGUAAGGUGGACGCCGCGGCGGUGGCAGCUCCGUGUCAGGUGAUCUGAGCCGAGGAGCCGGAGAGGAAAAUGCAAGAUGGCCCGACGGGGCCGUGAGGGGCUCCCCGCUGCCCCGUCCCCGCCCGGACCCCGGCUGCGCAGGGCCAGCGGCGAGCGCUGAGUCCAGCUCCGCCGCGCAAGAGCCCGUCCCCAGGAGGGGCUCCGAGCCAUGGGGCUCUGCUACAGUCUGCGCCCGCGGCUCUUUGGGGACCCCGGCGGAGGCGGCUCCAUCUCCAGCAUCGCCUCGGAGCCCGAGCAGCCCGCAGAGCACACGGCUCCCCCCCCGCAGCCGCUCGCGGCCCCGCGAGGAGGCAGCUGCUGCGGGCAGCCGGGGGCCGGGGGCUCGCUCCACCCUACAGACAAGCCCGGGGGAGAGGCGGACGGGCCGCCGCCGCUGCUGCUGCAGAACGGAGGCGGCAACGGGGCGGCCCCGGAGCGGCAGCCGCUCCCCAAGCCCGGCGGUGGCAAACAGCACCGGCAGCCGCCUCAGCCGGCCGCGCUGCAGAGACCCUGGGAGAAGCUGCGCCUGGAGGAGCGGGAGGCGGAGAAGGAGGCGAGGAAAGUCAGCAAGAGCAUCGACCGGGCGCUGAAGGAGCAGAAGCGGGAGUACAAGCAAACGCACCGGCUGCUGCUGCUGGGAGCUGGUGAGUCAGGAAAAAGCACGAUUGUGAAACAAAUGAGGAUCCUGCAUGUCAAUGGAUUUAAUUCAGAAGAAAAGAAACAGAAAAUACUGGAUAUUCGGAAAAAUGUUAAAGAUGCGAUUGUGACUAUAGUUUCAGCAAUGGGCACUUUAAUACCCCCAGUUCCACUGGCCAAUCCAGAAAACCAGUUUCGAAUGGACUACAUCAAGAGUAUAGCUCCACUUUCUGAUUUUGACUAUACACAGGAAUUCUUUGAACAUGCAAAAAAGCUCUGGGAUGAUGAAGGAGUAAAGGCAUGCUUCGAGAGGUCAAACGAAUACCAACUGAUUGACUGUGCACAGUACUUUCUGGAAAGAAUUGACAGUGUCAGCAUGGUUGACUAUACACCCACAGACCAGGAUCUAUUAAGAUGCAGAGUUUUGACAUCAGGGAUUUUUGAAACAAGAUUUCAAGUAGAUAAAGUAAAUUUUCACAUGUUUGAUGUAGGUGGCCAGAGAGAUGAAAGAAGAAAAUGGAUCCAAUGUUUUAAUGAUGUCACUGCUAUAAUCUUUGUUGUGGCCUGUAGCAGCUACAACAUGGUAAUAAGGGAAGACAAUAACACAAACAGACUACGGGAAUCCCUGGAUCUCUUCAAAAGCAUCUGGAACAAUAGGUGGUUACGGACCAUUUCUAUCAUUUUGUUCUUGAACAAACAGGAUAUGCUAGCUGAAAAGGUCUUGGCAGGGAAAUCAAAAAUUGAAGAUUACUUUCCUGAAUAUGUGCGUUACACUGUACCUGAUGAUGCAACACCAGAUGCUGGAGAAGAUCCCAAAGUCACAAGAGCCAAGUUCUUUAUCCGGGAUGAGUUUUUAAGGAUAAGUACAGCAAGUGGAGAUGGCAGGCAUUACUGCUACCCACAUUUCACAUGUGCAGUGGACACAGAAAACAUCCGCAGAGUGUUCAACGAUUGUCGAGACAUCAUUCAGAGAAUGCAUCUUCGCCAGUAUGAACUCUUGUGAUUGGGAUCACCGUGGAGCCUGUGGUUUUAAAUACUUAGCUCCUUACUCUCUUGCUCUCUCUCUCUCUCUCUAUACUAUGCCACACAGGGUGGAAGAAAAUACUACAGAAACAUCAGUCUUUUCAGGUUGUUUACCUUAAUUAUUUCGCCUUUGAGCUGGUUUGCAGCAAGUUUGGGUUUCUUUUCCGCUAUGCUUUUUGGGACUAUUUGUGUGCUUUAUUUUGAUAUGCCACUUCUUUGUCAUUCCACUAAGCCCUUUGGCUACCUCUGUUGCUUUAGGGGUGUUUUGUUUUUUGGGUUUUAUUUUUGCUAAUUGAACACAACCUGCUAAAUUUUUUCCAGCAGGUUAUGUUAGUUCAAACUAGUAUGUCAGCUGGAUGACACUAAAGUCAUACCUAUCCUUGUGUGGGUCCCUUUUUUAACAUGAUAUUAAGAGUACUUGAUGGUUGAAAAAAGAAUAAUGCACUUUGUAUCAGGUUAUUAAAUACUGUUGAGGAAGUAUACACACAAUGUAGCAGCACCACAAUAUUUAUUACUGUCACAGUUUUUAGCAUUACUGAGUUGCAGGUCAGCUGAUAAAGUGACCUCCUCUUUUAAGCCGUUACUGGCACAGGAAGUAGAGUAGAUAAUGAGAGGCAUGGUGAAGAUAAGCAAUUUUUCUGGGGUUUUGGGGCUAAGUGCCUCCACACACCUCAGGCAUUUGAAUUACAGCUACUUUUUCAGCCUGUUGCAUCUAGGCAGAAAAUGUACCACCCUCACUUAUGUUAUUUGUGCUGUCCACAAAUGAUCCGUUUAGUUUAGAUCAUUCUUGGACAACAGUCCUCUUCCUACAUAUAUAUAUAUAUUUUUUGUUUUACUGCUGGUUUAUUAUAUUGUACAGACUGUAAAAUGUAAUAUUAUUUUGUACAACUUUAUUGAAGAAAAAUACUUGUAGAAGAUCUUUGUGCCUUGAUUAUGGCUGUACCUGUAAAAUGAGCUAAGAUGUAAGUAUGUUUUUGAUUGCGCUGUACAGCUUGAUGUCAACCUUACCUGCAGCAGUGACUGGGGGUAAGAACUUUAUCUGUAGAGUUUAGGGAUUUUUUUUCUGGUUUAUAUAAAAACACUGCUCUUUAGUAUAAAAAAUAUAAAUUAUGCAAA